Habropoda laboriosa is the source of this 2180-nucleotide messenger RNA. It is a transcript of the gene MESK2, whose product is annotated as protein NDRG3. Gene Ontology annotation, cellular component: cytoplasm. Bases 610 to 1935 code for a protein of 441 amino acids. Gene Ontology annotation, biological process: signal transduction. The record is from RefSeq and is a predicted model, not a curated record. The transcript has 8 exons. NCBI's taxonomy places the organism in Eukaryota, Metazoa, Arthropoda, Insecta, Hymenoptera, Apidae.
GCCAAUAGUAAUCGUGCGGUGCCUUUGAGAACACGGUACGGUCUCUCUCGUCAGUCUCCUUUCUCGUGGUGCGUUUUUACACGUCACGUCGUAAAGGGCGAAGGAAACGAAGGGAAGAGCGACGAGCCUUACGUACCGAACGUCGCGUCGUUCACGAAGAGAAAGAAUAUCCGUAGACCGGGGAACUGUCGUGAGAGGCAAGGGACAACCGUGAAGGAAAACAGCGGACAGGUCCGGAACCAGGGUUCCUAGCACCUUGCAACACUCGCCUGUCGCGUCUCUGUUUCCGUGCUAUCGUGUUCGAAAGACGCGGAGAAGCUGCAACUCUUCUUUGGUACCAGGAUUCCGCAGCGGGAGCCGCGCAAGACGAGCUUCAUCAACGCAACAACACCAGGCACCGAGAGAGGAGAGACUCAGCCGGAGCGGUUACAUCAACGAGGAUUUAAGGGUGGAACGUGACUACUAUUCGAGGAGGGAAAGGUCCAAGUCAGAAGGUAGAGAUCCAGCGUGACGGACGGAAGGACAAGGAUCCAUCCGUGUCCUGAAGACGUCAGCAGUUUGGUAGGCUUGUUUCAUCGUGGGCGAGCAACAGCGAACGGGAACGUCGCCAUGCCGGCAGGUAUUGGCGCUUCGUACAGGUCGUUAGGCGACCUGGGCGAAGACGUGUACAAAAGCACAACGAUCGUCGACCAAACACAGACCACCGGGCAGAGCGUCCUCGAGAGUGUCAAGAAGGCUUUCAGUUUCGCUUCGCCGAAGGUCGAGCUGAGGAAAAAGGACCCGCUGAUCGAGGACCGCCGUGAGAGCGUCUCGAUCGUCUCAAGCACGAUGCCCUCAGAUAGUAUGGAUGACAUCGAACUGAAAAAUAUUCAGCUGCAAUUUCCCGCGCUAAGAUACCUAUCGAGAGAUGACAGUUCCGUGCGGGAGGAGAGAGUGGAGACGGAUAAGGGAAGUCUGCUGGUGGCUGUGCAAGGGAAUAGAGCGAAACCUGCCAUUCUCACUUAUCACGACUUAGGCCUUAACUAUAUAUCGAGCUUCCAGGCGUUCUUCAAUUACAUCGACAUGCGAGUUUUACUCGAAAACUUCUGCGUUUAUCACGUGAAUGCACCGGGUCAGGAGGAAGGUGCACCUACGCUGCCUGAGGACUACGUCUAUCCGUCCAUGGACGAGCUGGCAGAACAGAUGCUGUUCGUUCUGGGCCAUUUUGGCCUGAAAUCCGUAAUCGGUUUUGGAGUCGGCGCCGGAGCUAACAUACUGGCGAGAUUCGCACUUGCUCAUCCUGAGAAGGUCAAUGCCCUCUGCUUGAUAAACUGUGUAUCGACGCAGGCAGGUUGGAUCGAGUGGGGCUAUCAGAAGCUGAACGUUCGUCACCUGAGAUCCCAGGGAAUGACUCAAGGUGUAUUGGACUAUUUGAUGUGGCAUCACUUUGGCAGGGGCACGGAGGAGAGGAAUCACGACCUCGUUCAGGUGUACAAGAACUACUUCGAGCGUCGCGUGAAUCCAACGAAUUUAGCUCUACUCAUCGACAGCUACGUCCGCCGUACAGAUCUGAACAUCACGAGGGAAUUAGACCCAACGCGUAAGAAGGAAGGUCUCACUCUCGUUGUACCUGUCAUGAAUAUUACCGGAGCACUAAGCCCACACGUCGAUGACACCGUCACGUUAAACGGCCGAUUAGAUCCUACGAACAGCUCUUGGAUGAAGAUUUCUGACUGCGGAAUGGUGCUGGAGGAACAGCCGGGCAAAGUAAGCGAGGCCUUCCGACUAUUUCUGCAGGGCGAAGGAUAUGUGGCACCGCUCUCACCACUGAAAAUGGCUGACUACAGACUGGCCUCCCUCGAGGGACUGAAUCACGUAUGCAGUAAGAAAAUCGACUGGCCCACCGCGACUAUACACAUCACCGAGAAUCCCAUAUCGGAGGCGGUCGUUUGUUAAAUCUCUCCUCCGACAAAUCUCACAAUGAUCGCCAUUGAUUUGUUCUCGAACGACGAAAAAGGAAAAGAAAGAAAGAAGCACGCAAGAGCUGAGAAAAAGCAUAUAACGAAAGAAAGAAAAAGAAAAGAAACAAACCACGCGAAUCGAACAUCGACUUCUUUAAAGGUUUCGUCGGGGCAACGAUCGACGUGGCUCUAACAUUUUAAUUUCUCAUUCUUUUUUUUUUUUUCCGUUUUUCGUCCAAC